CGCGGGCCGGCGGGCGCGAUGGGCUGGGAGGAGAAGCAGGUUCGCGGCUACGGCGAGUUCGCGGACACGGCGCAGCGCUGCCACGGCCGGCCCAUCUUCGCGCUCUUCUGCGGCGACAAGGACGCCACGGGCCGCAGCUGGUGCCCGGACUGCGUGACGGCUGAACCCAUUGUGAGGAAAGAACUUCAUAACAUGCCUGAUGGGUCUGUAUUCAUCUACUGCCUAGUAGGAGACAGAGCCUACUGGAAAGAUCCCAACAAUGAAUUCAGAAAGAAUCUGAAACUAACAGGAGUGCCUACAUUACUUAAAUAUGGAACACCUCAGAAGCUGGUUGAAGAAGAAUGUUUUAAGGCAGAGCUUGUGAGGAUGUUGUUUACUGAAGAUUAAAUCUUCUAAUAGUCAAUCAUUAAGCUCAUCUCACUUAUUUGUUCUAUUCUUUCAAGGGAACUUUGUGUUUUCCAGACUAUCAUUGUUAAUUACAAUGUCUGACCAGUCAAAAUAAAUGUAAUUAAGUUUAGGUCCAAACCUUCCACUGAAUUCUCAAAAUGCAAAAUGGCAUCAUUCCU
Nothoprocta perdicaria is the source of this 566-nucleotide messenger RNA. It is a transcript of the gene TXNDC17, whose product is annotated as thioredoxin domain containing 17. Gene Ontology annotation, molecular function: protein-disulfide reductase [NAD(P)H] activity. The record is from RefSeq and is a predicted model, not a curated record. The transcript has 4 exons. Gene Ontology annotation, cellular component: cytosol. NCBI's taxonomy places the organism in Eukaryota, Metazoa, Chordata, Aves, Tinamiformes, Tinamidae. Bases 19 to 387 code for a protein of 122 amino acids.